Messenger RNA from Abrus precatorius (Indian licorice), 1029 nucleotides. RefSeq lists its product as uncharacterized. Gene Ontology annotation, molecular function: sulfotransferase activity. The record is from RefSeq and is a predicted model, not a curated record. Bases 1 to 1029 code for a protein of 342 amino acids. The transcript has 6 exons. Lineage: Eukaryota; Viridiplantae; Streptophyta; Magnoliopsida; Fabales; Fabaceae.
AUGAUUGAACAAAUAUUUAUCCUCAAGAAGGACUCCUUGGACACUAAAUCUAUUAAAAAAUUUCCAUCAACAUUGAGGUUGGUAGUUUUACUCAUCGUUGCAACUUGUGGUGUAUACAUUUGCUCUUUUAAUUUAGAGCAACCAAAGGUUCGCAUAAAUACCAAGUUAUUGGAACUUAAGGUCAUCAACCACCACUCAUGUCACCUUUCUGGUGUGGAAGAGUGGGAAGUCCCUUACUUGCAUUAUCCAGAGCCCAAAACUCACAGCAGAGAGGAGUGUGCUUGCAAUCCCGUUCGUCUAUUUUGCAUCUUGACAAUGCAAAGAUCUGGAAGUGGAUGGUUUGAGACGUUAUUGAACAGUCAUAUUAAUGUAAGCUCGAAUGGAGAGAUAUUUUCUGUGACCAAAAGAAGGGAGAAUGUUUCUUCAAUAUUGAAGACAAUGGAUCAAGUGUACAAUCUUGAUUGGUUCACUAGUGCUUCUAAAAAUGAAUGUUCCGCAGCUGUGGGCUACAAGUGGAUGCUUAAUCAGGGUUUGAUGGAGCAUCAUAAGGAGAUAGUGGAAUACUUCGAAAGGAGAGGAGUUUCAGCAAUAUUCCUUUUCAGAAGGAAUUUGCUCCGUAGAAUGGUAUCGGUGCUAGCAAAUUCGUAUGAUAAAGAUACAAAGCCACUGAAUGGAACCCACAAGUCUCAUGUCCACUCCACAUUAGAGGCUGGAAUUCUCGCCAAAUACAGGCCAUGGAUCAAUACCACGUUGCUGAUGGAAGAGCUAAAGCAAACAGAGAAGACAGCUACAAAAUGCAUUGAAUACUUUAAGAACACUCGCCACAUUGUUCUCUACUACGAGGAUCUUGUCAAAAAUCGCACGAAACUGAAAGAUGUUCAAGAUUUUCUGAGAUUGCCGUAUAGAGAUAUGCACAGCAAGCAAGUGAAGAUUCAUACUGCUCCAUUAUCAAAGCAAAUUGAAAAUUGGGAUGAAGUGCAGAAAACGCUUAAAGAGACACUAUACCAUAAUUUUCUCCUCUCAAACUAG